Phytophthora sojae is the source of this 864-nucleotide messenger RNA. RefSeq lists its product as hypothetical. The transcript has a single exon. NCBI's taxonomy places the organism in Eukaryota, Oomycota, Peronosporomycetes, Peronosporales, Peronosporaceae. The record is from RefSeq and is a predicted model, not a curated record. Bases 1 to 864 code for a protein of 287 amino acids.
AUGGACGCGGAGGACGCAGACGACGAGGAGGGCGAGCUGCCGACGGUGUACGACCUCAUGCAGGAGGUGGCGCGGCUGCAGCAGGCAGUGCGCGACCUCGGCGACGAUGACCCCAGCAUCUUCGCGGACGACUAUGCGGCGCGCGACUCAUUUUCGACCGAGCGCACGCCGCCGCGCUACAGGCAGAAGAUUCGCACAGCAAGCGGCGGCUCUGACACCCUGUCAAGAUCCGGGAUCUACUCAGGCAGGAAGAUCACGACCAAUGUGGGCAACAUGUCGCCAUACAAGAACGUCAACGCCAUGGCGCGCGCCGAGUUUGAGAGCUUGGGCGGACUCAAGACGCCGCCGCCGAGACGCCGAGAGACGUUGACUCCUGCUUCCUCUCGCACGGUGCCGCGCCCCACGCGCGUAGCAGCUCUGACUCGAGAGAAUAUCUCGCUGCUGCCGACGCCGAGGCCUCAGAACUUCACGGGCUCCGUUUGCGGCUCCCAGAAGUCGCGCUCGAGCAUCCGCACGGACGGCGGCGCCGUGUUCUCGAGGCUGUACCAGCCGGACUUCUACAAGAACCGGGAGGAGAAGUUGAAGAACAUGCGCGACCGGAGCGAGAGACUGAAUUGCUCGUUCACACCGCGCACAAACCGCCGCGACUCCAUUUCGUCGCGAGACUCAAUCGGCUCCGAAGCAUCAAUGCAGUCGGCCAAGACGGACGUCGUGAACGUUUCCAGCCGACUGUACGACCCAGACUACGUCCGCAAGCGCAACGUGCGGCUCCAGCGCAUGCGACAGGAGCGCGAGAUGCGCGAAUGCACCUUCACGCCCACCAUCAACGCCAACGCGACAGCUACGCCGCGCAAGAAGCUGUAG